UGGAACCGGUUCCGCCCGCUCAGUGUCGCCGGCGAUCCGCCAUGGAGUGACGCCUCCUCCUGCUCGCUCCUUCCACCACCACCACCACCUUCACUCCGUCUCCUCCUCGCUCGUGAACCUGCCACAUUCCUCCUCCUCAAGUCCUCAAGUCCUCUCAGCUCCGUCGGGAAGCCUUAAUGGAUGGGAAACUGCCUGAAAUCCAGCUCGCUCGACGAUGUCUCGCUGCUGCACGACUCGGACGCCGCUAGCACGGGCGGCGGGGACCGGGAGCAGCUCCGCGACUACGCGGGGCCCCCGCCGCCUUACCAGGAGGAGGCGGGAGUGCCCGUUUACCACCUGACGCCCACGCAGACGCGACUGGCCACGCAGCUCACGGAGGAGGAGCAGAUCCGCAUCGCGCAGCAUCUGGGCCUCAUACAGCACCUGCCGCGUGGAGUCUACGAGCCGGCACGCGACCCCGCCACCGCCGAGAAACGCGGCCGCGAGUGCGUGAUCUGCAUGCUGGAGUUUGUGUGUGGAGACGCGGUGCGCUUCCUGCCCUGCCUGCACACCUACCACGUGGAGUGCAUCGACGACUGGCUCAUGCGCUCCUUCACCUGCCCCUCAUGCAUGGAGCCCGUUGACGCCGCUCUGCUCUCCACCUACGAGACGGGAUGACGCCCGCGCGUGCCCGCGCGUGCCCGCACGCGCAUGUGCCCGCACGCGCAUGUGCCCGCACGCUCGCUCACUCGCUCACAAAGUAGGCACAUUGUGACCAACGGUUUGAUGAUGGGAUUGGGCAGCUUGCCUCGAUUUACGGGAUUGGUCGAUUGAAUAGUGUCAGAAUUCAUUGUGUACAAUUGGAUUAUUUCCGAGGCAAUUGAUAAUCCGAUUAUCACAGAAUAUCCAUCUCUGCGUGAAAAGGCCAAUCUCUUGCGAAGCUGGCAAUGUAACAUCCGUCACGUGUCCCUGCUCAUUUAGCGGCUGACGCAAAUGGUUCGCAUGGAGAUCCAAACCUUGGAGCUCACCAAGCAUCUUACUGCCGACUUAAUUCGAUUUUAAAUUAUUUAAAUUUGACAAACUAGGCCUGUCAUCAAAUUCACCGGCAGACUUCGUCAUCAUAAAUUAUCUCCAAGGCAAAUAAAUAUUUUGGCUUCGGUUAGUCGCGAAUGUUAAUCGGCACCCGGUACUAAAUUUAUUACUGCGCUGGGUGCGAUGUCCCGAGGCUUACGCACCUGAAGCCUAUUUGGCUUUGCACGUGUGCAGUUGUGACAGAAGCUGCCCAAACCAUCGAUGUUGCGUCGUCAAAGUGGGGAGAGCGAGCGUCUGUUGUUUAUCCUUUCCCUAUCCCUGCCCCAGCAGCAGUGUGCCCGAGGUACUGCAUCUCCUCGAUCAGUGUUUCUUCCUGGUCCUGAGCAAGGCUGGGCUGGUCAGGUUUAUUUACUGCGACGGUCUGUUCCCUUCGAAUUAUAAGUGUACCCAGGAUGCCAUAAGAUAACAUUAUCUGUUGUUCUGUAAGAGAAUUGGUUAACUUAUCAGUGGUAUCACCGCCUCUUCAACAAGAUAUGGUGGGGUUGAGAGCAGUUUAAGAAUAAUUAUGGUGUAAUUUUAAUUAAGUGACAUCACUUUUUUUUUUACAAAUCUAACGUACAAUAAGUUUCUGUGAUGGCUUGGGGGAGGCCAUCAUACAGCAAUAUAUUGGUCAUGGCUGACGUUGAAGGGAUUCAGUGAUGUUACGCCCUUACUCGCUUCAAAAUUAUUUUGGAACAUGUUACUAAUUGGGUAAAAGUAAAAUGUUAAAACAUCUUUUCCUUCCAAGAUAUAGUUUGUUUGGGGAAAAACCAAAAUACUUCCCACCUGAUUUCUUUUCAAUCAGCCCCUCUCACCUCCCCCCCCCCGCCCUCCCCCCCCCAUCCUCACAGGUUCCUGACAGAGCUCAAUUGUGAGUUUAACCCCAGUGUGGACUGCAAAGUCUCAAUUGGUGCCCGGAGAGUGAACAGGGAAGCGGGUGGUGAGCAAGCAGGCACGCUGUGGUGGCUAACGCCGAUGAGAACGUAGGUUGACCUUGCCGCAGCCCUCAGACUUCCUUCCACGAAGACGGGCAUCGCAUCUCCCUACAACUCGGUAUUGGAGAGAGAGAAAAAAAAAAACGUUCCCGCGGGUUUAGAGUUUAUGCAAUCGUGGCAGUGUGUGAUUGUGCACUCCGGUGUCAUGCAUUCAAUGUGCACUUUUUUUUUCUUCCCCUCUAUCAUUUCUUGUGGGUGCAUUUGACGGCUAUUGAGUCUGCACCCAUCCUCCUGUGUAACAGUACCCGUAUUUGGCCGUGCACUUGGUGCUUGGUUGCCUGCUGACCGAGUGCCGUGCCAAUGUUUUUGUGCGCACACCGCGCUGGUCCUCUUCUGGACGAGUGUGGAGAUGAAGUUGUGGACGACAAGACCCCGGGGUUUGAGGCUUUUUGUGUGCUUUGAACCUGAUGGUGGGGGCGGGGUGGGGGCGCUGCUCAGCUAUAAACAGCACGGUUAGUGUUUGCGGGCGUGUAAAGUUCUUGUGUGACAUGCUGUAAAGUGUUCGCACAAACGCACGGAUGCUUCGUUUUUUAGUCCCAAUGCUCCAUUGUAAGCUUCUCCCAGCCUUUGUAAGCAAUUGUAUUUCUGACCAACAAAUGUGAUUGGAAAUUUGAUCAAUAUUGCUGAAUUGUGAUAAAUAUAUCUACUGGUAGUUUUAAAGAUGUUAAGUAAAAAAAAAACUGGUGGGCAGUAGGUGCUAUAACUUUGUUUUUAGUAGUGUUUUAUGGAGCGAUAAAUAAUCAUUAGCGAUAACUGUAGCUGUAUAUGCUAAGGAUGUGGUUGUUACAAAAAAAAUUUAGCUUUCAACUUUCACUGAUACGUUGAUGUAUGCUGUGUUUCAUACCCCAGUUAGAGUACCAAGUCACCACCACUGAGAUCACGUGAUUAAAACCUGGCCUGCCAUGUGCGAUUUAAAGCAAUUUAUUUCUCACCAUCUAGUAGCAAAUGGUCUCAAGCAAGGCAGCAAAGCUUACAUGAAACCAUAUUGCAAAGGAGAAAUUUACUAUUGCGAAUGUAAUUUCCUUCCACUAUGAAUGAUUAAUGCAUAGGUAGAUAGGGAAGGGGCGAAUCGCUCAUCUGCACAGCUAAGGAACCACCUUCACGUGAUCGUGGUGAGAAAGAGGAUCCACAUCAGAGGCAAUGACGGCCUUGGUCCUGUUGUGUGUCUUCCAAGGAAGGGCAUGCCACCGAUAGCGCUGGUCAAUACGUACAACCCCAAUCUUGAGUUAUUAUACAUCACAUACACGAUGCAUAUCGUUAUGACAGGUGCAACAUUGCUAAUGGAUAUCGUUGAGUAAGCAAUAGCUUGCUGCUCAGUUUCAAAGUAUUGCCCAAUUUCGGCAAUACUUUGCACUGGGCAAUACCAACUUACUGCCAAUACAUUUAGAAAUUACCUGUGAAUUGGGCAAUACUAAGUCGCUGCGAUUGCUGCUGUGAUUGUAAAGGCAUUCGGUGAUAUUAACAUAGCGUAAAAAAAAUCCAGAAUGCGCGUUGCUCGUCCUGGUAUGAAUAUUCAUCAGCCAUAUCCGGACACUGCCACAAACGUACUCUUUCCCCCUCCCCAUGGCAGUCAUCAUUGGCUACUGAACAACCACCAUCAUGGACAUUUAGUACGAUACUUGCAUGUCCCAACAAUAACAUUCAAUUACAAAGCAGCUCACUGCAACGGCAUGUCAAGAUGCUUUGUCACAAUUACCCUGGACAAUGCAUCCGUGUAUCGCCUGCACAAUUGCCAGAUUGACACGAGGCUACAGUGAUGCCUCGCUUUGAUCUCUGCAGGGCAUUUCUUGAUGGGCUGACGACUACCGCACUCCUUGCCUUGAAGCCAGUGGCAUAAUUACAAUAAAUCCUUUAAACAACCAAAAAUCAUACUAACAUUUAUUUAAACCGCUAUUAUCUGGUACCUUGGAUAUGAAUCACGGUAUUGCACAAAGCAUAUCAAUACAGUGACAGUUCGCUUUUAACUUAGUUGUGUGUGUUUUUGGCAGAUUAGCCUAGACGGUCAGUACGCUCGCCUCCAAUUUAAGGUUCGCAAAUUCACUCCCAAUCUGCCUCCUCAAAAAGAAUCACUACGGCGACAGAUAUUGCUAAUCCAAGUCCAGCGUGCACCGCCCAGUGCCACCAUGUGAGUCUACAAAUUGGAAGAAUGCGUUACGGGAGAUGGAAAUUUAAUGACACCCCUCAAUGAGAAUGCAGGCCAGGAUUGAAGAAUCAAUCCAGCAUCGGUCAGAGGGAGUGUGUGUGUGUGUGUGCUGGGUCGCUGAUACAAAUGACUGAUUCCAGCACAUUGAUGAAGAUGAGAAUCAUGGUCAUGAGAAAUCAAACAUGCCAUAUUGUUGCACAUGGUAGAUUGCACUUCCCGUUAAAUUAUUUAUCUGUUUGCAAACUUUACAAUGUGAUGGCACGAAUUAUUGUCACGUCCAAUUAUCCUUUGCAACUCUAGAGCACAAUUGUGAACACUUGAUUGUGUGUUUACUUCAGAGCGUUAUUAUUGUUAUUACUGUAUAAUCUUCUUCUUUCGUGUGGCUGAUGUAGAUGCAGAGCAAAAACUACAAUUUCAAGCCAGACAACCACACAUUACUUCGCCCGGGAGAGUCCCUUCAAACAGUUGGAGGAUCCCUGUCCCAGCGCCUAUCUGGCAUUGUUGUUUGGCCUUGAAGAGGGGCUUGUGUCGUUGUAUUCAAGACCGGGUGAUCGAUGAUCGAUGUUCGGUCGCCGCGUUGAUGGCGUUCGUCGUGAUUUCUCGUUUAACACAGUGGACCGCGUGAAGGCUGCCAUCUGUAUAAUUAUCGUUCUUAUAAAAGUGCAGGUCAGGAACAUCGCUAGGCAACACUUACCCUGCUUGAUUUGCACCACGCUUGUUUCAAUGCUGUGUAUAAACCAAGCCUAAACACAAUGAAAGUAACGCAAAAAAAAAACAUUGUUGCUCUGUGAUAUUGGCUCAAUUUAACCAUAACCAAAAGAAAAAAGCACAUGGCUACACUUUUUGGAGACCCAAUCGAAGGAACCGCGUGCAUCUACAAACAAAUUGAGGGCAAAGGGAUAACUAUUGCUCUUAAUUGCCGACAUGUAGAAGAUAUGUUCGUGCUUUGCAGAUGCGUCGGGACCGGAAAAUUGUCUUAAAUGUCAUGUCUCUUAACUCGCUUUUCUGUAGAGUUCCUUUACGAGCGAUUUCGCCGUUUUGCACAAUUGUUUACGUCGCUGCUGAGCUGAUGAUGAUGUGGACCAGCACAGCUUUUAUUUCUUCACCUCCCCCCCCCACUUAAUUUCGUGAAACCCAUGAUCGCGUGCGCCACCGAGACGGCUCAGAGAUGGAAUGUGAAAGGGCCUGCUCUCAAGAUAGAAAUGUGUAGGCAUUCUUAGUUUUACCCGAUUCUGUGGGCGUUAAUGAAAAUAUUUACAAUCCCCAA
Molecule: messenger RNA, 5455 nt
Organism: Petromyzon marinus (sea lamprey)
Lineage: Eukaryota; Metazoa; Chordata; Hyperoartia; Petromyzontiformes; Petromyzontidae
Gene: RNF11
Product: ring finger protein 11
Biological process (GO): ubiquitin-dependent protein catabolic process
Cellular component (GO): ubiquitin ligase complex
Molecular function (GO): ubiquitin protein ligase activity
Source: RefSeq, a predicted model, not a curated record